UCCCCUCUGACUGGUAGUUUUGAAACUAUUCUUUCCUCCACCCCUCUAACUCUGGUUUGCUUCUGUCUUCAUGAAGAUCCUCAAGCAUCCACUAUUAUAUGCAACAUGGAACAAUUUUCUGACCGUCCUCAUCAUCCAGACAGGGUCCCUUACUUUGAAGAGGUUCUGAAAGAAAAAGAAAAGGAUGGGUUGGAGGGAAAAGAAGUGGAAUUUUUUAAAGAAAGGGUCGAGAGACUGGAGAGUGAGAGGAAAGAGAGAAAUGGGGCGAUGUUUAUGGUUUUGGAUUGUCUCACUUCAACGAAGUAUAGCUUGUCUAGAGUGAUAGAAGGUUUAGAGGGAGAAAAGAACGAAGCUUCAGUGAAAGAUUGUAAGGGGGAGUGUUCAGGUGAGGAAUCAAGGAUGUUGUUGGAAGAGUCGAGAUUGAUCUCAAGGCUUGCGGUUGAGGUGGAGAAAAGGGUGGAUAGGUACAAGGAGAUGAGGAGGAAGGAGAAGAAAGAAUUGGAGAGCAGUUUGAUCAGUUUGACCGAGGAGAAUAGGGAUGUGAAUAACUUGCUUAGGGUUGCCCUGUUGGAGAAAGAAGCAUUGGAGAAGAGAAUAAAGGGACAUGACCAUAAAAGGAUGCCCCUUUUGCAGUUUGGUUGGUUCAUGAUGGGUGGUGGGAACACUGAACAAUCAACGGAGAUUUCUGGGGCCAAAUCAGAUAGCAGUGAGUGUGAAGAGGAAGUUGUUAGUGUGGCCUCAACCGUGGAAAGAAUGAUGAAGAAUUUACGUCUUGAAAUCACUCGAUUAAGGAGAUCUUUGGAAGAAUCUAGGUCAGAUACAGAGCGUCUCCAGUGUCUCACAGAAAAACAAGCAAAAGAAAUUGCAGAAAACAAACUCUACAUCAAAGAGUUAGAAGAUAGAGAGAGAACCUUGGCUCAAAAUGUAGAGGAGUUUUUGAUGGAAAUGAAAGCAGCCGAAGAAGAAGUUGCUAGAUGGAAGGAAGCUUGUGAGUUGGAAGUUGAAGCUGCAAAGGUAGAGAUUGAAGAGCGUGACAAAAUGGUGGCUGUCUUGAAACAAGAACUGCAUAAAACAAAGACUAAUUUGGACAUAUCCAAUGGAAAAUUAAGACUGAAAGAGGAACUUGCAAUGACUGCAAUAACUGCACAGGAAGCAGCAGAGAGGUCUUUGAAACUGGCUGAUGCUAGAGCAGUUGAACUUCGUGGGAGAGUUGAAGAACUAACCAGACAACUAGAAGAAACAGAUAAAUGUGAAAACAAUAUUCAUAAAGUGAGACGCAUAUGUUGGCCAUGGCAAUUUUUCAAAUUAGCAAACACUGGAGUUGGAAAUGCCAAAAGGAUGUUACCAGAAAUGCAAGCCUUGAUUUAAUUAACUUAUAUGUAUACUGACAUAAUUUUCCAAAACAGUGAGUUAUUCAUCUUUAACUUCAUUGAUGUAAAUGUGGUAUACCUUAUUA
Molecule: messenger RNA, 1456 nt
Organism: Vigna umbellata (rice bean)
Lineage: Eukaryota; Viridiplantae; Streptophyta; Magnoliopsida; Fabales; Fabaceae
Product: ATP-binding protein
Source: RefSeq, a predicted model, not a curated record